Molecule: messenger RNA, 1739 nt
Organism: Malania oleifera
Lineage: Eukaryota; Viridiplantae; Streptophyta; Magnoliopsida; Santalales; Ximeniaceae
Product: putative pentatricopeptide repeat-containing protein At1g26500
Exons: 1
Coding region: 36-1541 (501 amino acids)
Molecular function (GO): protein binding
Source: RefSeq, a predicted model, not a curated record
UCUUUCUCUGUCUGUCUCUCUCAAUUAUCGGCAAAAUGAUCAUCCGGGGACCGGCAGUCACCAGACGUCUGGCCGAACUGCUUUCCCUCCAGCAGUUCCGUUUCUCGACUACUGAAUCAGCUCUUCCCCAACAGGCCAAACCUAGUUCAGCAGUCAACCCUUCUCACCUGCUCCGAGUCUGCACCGUCCUGUAUCAGCAACAGGACUCGCCCCAGCCAAAGUUUAUCGCCCGCCUCCGCAACUGCGACUUCGAACUCAGUCACGAGUUCUUUCUCCAAGUCUGUAACAAGUUCCCCUGUUCUUGGAGACCCGUCUACAGGUUCUUCGAAUUCACGCAGACCCAACACCAUUUCUCCCACACCUCCGUCACAUUCAACAAGAUGAUCGAUGUGAUUGGGCAGUCCAGAAACACCGAGCUUUUCUGGGAAGUUCUUCAGGAGAUGGCACGGCGUCGUCUUGUCAACGACAAGACUUUCAGGAUUGCCCUAAAGACGUUGGCCUCGGCGAGGGAGAUGAAGAAGUGUGUGGAAUUUUUCCAUUUGAUGAAUGCCCAUGAGUACGGAUACAGAUCAGAGACUCUUAACAGAGUGGUCGAGACGUUAUGCGAGUGUAAACUUGUUGUCGAAGCUAAAUUCAUUGUUCUGAAGUUGAAACCUUGGAUUGAGCCAUCUGGGAACUCUUACAAGUAUCUGAUUAAGGGGUUCUGCGAAGUGGGUGAUUUGAUUGAAGCUUCUGAGAUGUGGAAUUCGAUGGUUGAUGAUGGGUUCGAGCCGGAAAUCGAUGCUGUUGAGAAAAUGAUGGAGACCUUUUUCAAGACUAAUCGGUUCGAUGAGGCAUUGAAGCUUUUCCAAUCAAUGAGAAUGAAGAGGAUUGACGAUUUGGGUCUUUCGACGUACAGGCUUGUGAUCAACUGGAUGUGCAAGAGGGGUAAGCUUGCCCAAGCCUAUAUGGUGUUUGAGGAAAUGCAGCAGAGAGGAAUGCAGACGGAUAACGCGACCUUAGCGUCGCUAAUUUACGGCCUUUUGACGAAAGCCAGAGUUAGGGAGGCUUAUAAGAUUGUGGAAGGGAUUGAGAAACCAGACGUGAGCGUGUACCAUGGAUUGAUCAAGGGGCUUUUGAGGUUGGGAAGGAUAAGCGAAGCAACCCAAGUGUUCAGAGAGAUGAUAAAGAGGGGGUGUGAACCUACAAUGCAUACGUAUAUAAUGUUGUUGCAGGGACAUUUGGGGAAGAGGGGGAGGAAGGGACACGACCCGCUGGUGAAUUUUGACACCAUAUUCGUUGGAGGUUUGGUUAAGGCUGGGAAAUCAUUACAGGCCACAAAGUACGUGGAGAGGACGAUGAACAGGGGACUCGAAGUGCCUAGGUUUGAUUACAACAAAUUCUUGCAAUAUUAUUCGAGUGAGGAGGGUGUGAUAAUGUUUGAAGAGGUAGGGAAGAAAUUGAGGGAGGUGGGUUUGUUUGAUUUGGCCGAUAUAUUUAUGAGAUAUGGGGAAAAAAUGGCGACGAGAGAGAGGAGGAGAAACAGAGCAGUUGAGGCAUGAGAAUAGCUUGUACAGGCACAAUCCAAACUCAUAGAGCUAAUUUGAACAGUUUGUCACGGCAUUAGACCUUUAUCUAAGCCAACCAUGCCGGCACUUAGCAAUAUUCACACUGACCGUGAUGCUAAGUUAAUCUAACCUACUAAAUAGACACCAAAGUUCACAAAAGAAAGCUAGAGAGUUUGAAAAAUUGAAGACUUU